AUGGAGUCUCUCGUCUAUGAAGAUUCGCCGCUGGCCGAUUACCUCCAAGCGGAGGGAGAGAACGACGAGAGCUGGCCAGUGGAGGAGACGCACAACGAGAAUGAACGCGAAACUGCUUUCACCAAUUUUGCCCCGCGAGGAGCUUCACGAUUCCAGGACCGUGUUCGUAACAAGCUGCCAAAACCACUGAACCUGAAGAACACGCCCCAGGGAGUGGUUAUUGACAAAGUCUACAACGCUUGCUCGUCCGCAUUGAAUGCCCGGAUCGGACGAGGAGAUAACGAGAGAUUUUUGGAGCAAUUUGGAUACGUCAUUGUCGCUUCCCAGCUGUUGAACGAGCAUAGUGCACCAUCCUACACCUCGGCCGCCGAUGUUGCGUCCGCGUCCCAGCCCUCAGAGCUUCCUUCCCUAUCUACAACCUUCGGUUUGCAGGGUGCAGUUGUUACUGCCGUCACCUCCUUCUCAGUGGUAUGGUUGUUACACUGGGGUCGAUCGAAAACAGGUUCAGAAAUCAACCCGAGGCGAUUGGGAGUUUUGUUGAUCUUCGUGCCAGUGCUUGGGGUCAUCUUCUACGCAUUUGCGAAAAGACAGUGGCUGAAGUUCAUGAGGCACCAGGCCGUGGAGGCCGCUGGCACUUUCGUUGGAAACGCUCAGGGAUUUGACUCGGCCGCGUCGGCCUCUGUGGUAUUCAUCCAGGAGGUGGAGCUUGUGUCCAGAGGCUAUAGAAUAAGCACCCCCCUGCCACCAAUCAGUCGCCUGGAAGAUCAAGUUCAAACUCGACGCUGCCUGAGACUGCGCAGAGCUGUAUCGGAAUGCUUCUGGUCGAUGCUCGAACGUUAUAUCCAGUCUCAAAAUACCCUUCGCCCGCUCACUGACGAUGUCAACCUGGCUAAAUACUACGAUAUUUACGAUAUUGGACUCGACGACCUCGAAAUGAUUGAGGCAAGCCUGUCGCGUCGAAAUGGAGAUGAUCAAUAUUCCUUGCGUUCCUUGCGAGAUCUUUUUGGAAAGCUCUAUACAAUGAGAAAGAGUGUUCUAUGCUGUCUGCUUGCACUCAGCGCCGAUGGGGGCGGUUCCGAUGUCAGAAGAUGGAGUUUCGCUGUGGAGGAGAUGCGCGAGCUUGCUGCCGCCACCGGCUCCAACAUGACAAAGAUGACCAACAUUCUUAACGAAGAGGAUCGGGAUUCCAUUCCUCCAUCCCCAUUGCCUUCGGUUUCUCCAAGCAAGGAGAACAUGCGAUCUCAAUUUCGGCGAUUCAACUCCUUGUCCCAGGGCGUCCGUGCCUUGCAUGCGAAGAUGCACAUUAUAUGCGAGGAGACUAAUGCCAACAUGGAGCGGACCGAUCCCAGUGACUUUGAUUCCAUCCUACUUGCCCAAUAUGAAACGAUCGGAAAUGAUCUUCGGGGUCUUCUUCAGGAAUGGGAAUCAAGCAAAGCUGCUAUAAUCAAUAGCCAGGAACGUCUUAGCGCAACGGACCAGUCACGACCUUCCAGCACCGUGCUGCCAGUGUCUCCCACUCCUAGCCUUGGUGGCACUACGGCGGUGGAAGGUAGCCCCACCGACGCUCUUAAAGCCUUGAACGGCGAUGUCCGCCCAGACCUGUUACACAGUUUUGACGAUGAAGAGAUCUUUGAAGCCGUUGUGCUUCCCGCCUCGAGGAACAAGAGAGCGUCAUUGACACGGGAUGAGCGUUUGGCUCGUGUCCGGGAGGAACGUGUUAGGCAAGCAUCCGCCAGAGAAAAAGCGGACGCCAGCACCAACAUGCUCAAAGAAUUGGAAAUGGUGAUUAAGCAACGACCCAAAAACAAUUCCUCCAAGCGCGUGACAAGCAUUUGA
This is a messenger RNA of Penicillium argentinense, 1836 nucleotides long. Its product is annotated as vezatin family protein. Gene Ontology annotation, cellular component: plasma membrane. Gene Ontology annotation, molecular function: myosin binding. Bases 1 to 1836 code for a protein of 611 amino acids. NCBI's taxonomy places the organism in Eukaryota, Fungi, Ascomycota, Eurotiomycetes, Eurotiales, Aspergillaceae. Gene Ontology annotation, biological process: cell-cell adhesion. The transcript has 5 exons. The record is from RefSeq and is a predicted model, not a curated record.